AUGAUGAGGGGGAGGGGGAGGGUGGUGGUGGUGGUGGUCAGAGAGCGGCCAUGUAUUCCACUCCGCUUCUUCUCUUCCUUAGCGCUGCUAGCAGGGCCGUCGUCACCGUCGCGACGCUCCUCAGGCGGCGGCUAUUAUGAUGCGCCUACCACCAACUGCAAUGCAUCCUCAGCAGCAGCUGAAAAUGCUAAAGUGAUCGAUAACUUCAUUGACCACUGCUACCGAGGGGACCUCCCCAGGGCAAUGAAAGCAUUGGACACUAUGCAACAGCGCAACAUCUUUGCCCACUCCCUUGCUUACUCCCACCUCAUCAGUUGCUGCGCGGCUCGCCGUGCUAUCGAACAUGGGAGAAGCAUCCACCGUCACGUCUUCUCCCCGGGAUAUCGGCCCAAAACGUUUCUUCUCAACCAUCUCCUUAACAUGUACGUCAAAUUCAGGCUGCUUCCCGAAGCUCAAGCCUUGUUCGACCAAAUGCCUCGCAGAAAUGUCAUCUCCUGGACAACCAUGAUUUCCGCUUAUGCUGCUGCAUCCUCCCCGCCCCUCCAACGCAGGGCCUUGGACCUCUUGAUUCUGAUGCUCAGAGAUGGGGUCUGCCCCAACAUGUUUACUUUCUCUUCGGUUUUGAGGGCCUGCCAUGAAUUACAGCUUCUUACUCAGAUUCACUGUAGCAUUAUUAAGGUUGGUCUGGAAUCUGAUGUCUACGUAAGAAGCGCUCUGAUUGAUGUUUAUUCCAGGUGGGGUGAAAUGAGUUCUGCCCUUUGCGUGUUUGGCGAGAUGGUAACCCGUGACCAGGUCGUUUGGAAUUCCAUCAUUGGGGGCUUCGCGCAGAAUAGUGAUGGUGAUCCAGCACUACAUCUUUAUAUAAGAAUGAAGAGAGCUGGCUUUCAGGCUGAUCAGUCGACACUGACUAGUGUUCUGAGAGCUUGCACUAGCUUAGCUCUCCUGGAAUUAGGGAGACAACUUCAUGUUCACGUGCUCAAGUAUGAUCAGGACUUGAUCCUGAACAAUGCACUCCUCGACAUGUAUUGCAAGUGUGGCAGUUUCAAGGACUCGGAUUCUAUUUUCAGUCGGAUGGUGGAUAAGGACGUGAUUUCAUGGAGCACCAUGAUCAUGGGCUUGGCGCAGAAUGGUUUUAGCAGGAGAGCUCUGGAAUUAUUCAAGGCAAUGGCGGUCUCAAAGAUCAAACCAAAUCACAUUACCAUUUUGGGAGUUCUGUUUGCUUGUAGCCAUGCCGGAUUGGUAGAUGAUGGACGCUACUACUUCCGUUCCAUGAAGAAGCUAUAUGGGAUUGAUCCAGGAAGAGAGCAUUAUGGUUGCAUGGUUGAUCUUCUUGGGAGAGCUGGGAGGCUUGACGAAGCCGUGGAACUGAUUCACAAAAUGGAAUGUGAACCGGAUGCUGUGACAUGGAGAGCAUUGCUCGGUGCUUGCAGAGUUCAUCGUAACAUGGACCUGGCUGCCUAUGCUGCCAAACAAAUAAUUAAGCAUGACCCAGAUGAUGCAGGAACUUAUAUAUUACUGUCUAAUAUUUAUGCGAAUUCUCAGAGAUGGGAUGAGAUAACAGAAGUUAGGAAUGCUAUGAGGCAUAAAGGAGUCAAGAAAGAACCAGGAUGUAGCUGGAUUGAAGUAAAUAAAUGUGUGCACGCUUUCAUAUUGGGAGACAAAUCCCACCCACAGAUUAUCGCUAUUAGGAGGGAGUUGAAACAGAUAAUCCACAGGUUAAAAGAGAUGGGUUAUGUUCCGGAUGCAAAUUUUGUCUUGCAAGAUCUCGAGGAGGAGCAGAUGGAAGACUCGCUCCUCUACCACAGCGAAAAACUGGCUAUGGCAUUUGGAAUUAUGGCCUUGUCCAGCGGGAAGACCAUUAGGAUCAGGAAAAACCUGAGGAUCUGCGGGGACUGCCAUGAUUUUGCAAAACUUUUGGCAAAAAUGGAGAGUCGAAGCAUCGUUAUCAGAGAUCCAAUUCGCUACCAUCAUUUCGAGGAUGGACAUUGCUCUUGCGGGGAUUAUUGGUAGCUCAGUAUG
Molecule: messenger RNA, 2019 nt
Organism: Coffea arabica (coffee)
Lineage: Eukaryota; Viridiplantae; Streptophyta; Magnoliopsida; Gentianales; Rubiaceae
Product: pentatricopeptide repeat-containing protein At2g03880, mitochondrial-like
Biological process (GO): RNA modification
Molecular function (GO): RNA binding; protein binding; zinc ion binding
Source: RefSeq, a predicted model, not a curated record